AUGGCCGACGCAGAGAGCCGGGGCCCCGCGGAGCCGAGGCGGGCAGCGGCCGAGGAGGAGGCAUCGGCAGCCGCGGAGCCCCAGCCCCCUGCGGAGGGCGCCCCCAAGCCCAAGAACGACUUUCUCGAGAGCCUGCCCAAUUCCGUCAGGUGCCGCGUCCUGGCGCUCAAAAAGCUGCAGAAGCGAUGCGAUAAGAUAGAGGCCAAAUUUGAUAAGGAAUUCCAGGCUCUGGAGAAAAAAUACAACGACAUUUAUAAGCCCUUGCUAGCCAAGAUCCAAGAGCUCACGGGCGAGAUGGAGGGCUGUGCGUGGACCCUGGAGGGGGAGGACGAGGACGUGGACGAGGACGACGAGGUCCAGGACCAGGAAGAGGAUGAGGACGAGGGCCAAGAGGCCGACGCAAGAGCCUGCGGCACCCUGGUGCCUGCAGACCCCAAGAAGUAGGAGGGGGGAUCCGUGGGAAGAUGCCACAGACAGCUUCCCCACCCUUUAAUACUUAUGGACUCGACAAGGCUCAGGUUUUAGACCAAAAAUACAAUGUGAAUUUAUUCUGACAUGCUAUAGCAAAUUAAAGCAGUUAAAGAUCUUGGCCAGCCCAUUUCAAAUUUGACUUUCCUCCUGGAACACAACGAGGAUACCAAAACAUGUUAAAGAGAGAAAAGGCAAACGUAAGAAAGACAUUAUCUUCAAGACUGCUUUUCCAACCUUGACAUCAGCUACAUGCUUCUGAGGAGAGAUGGCAGACAGGAAGCCUGCGAUUUGAGAUCCUGACACUACUGCUAAUUAGGCCAGGAAAAAUGCCACUUCAAGUUCUGUUAAGUGUUCUCAAUAUGUGAGUUUCGAGAAACAACAUGGUCUCAUGAAAGAGGGUGUAUAAUGUAUAAUAUUUUCAACAUGUAUUCAUUUGUUACUGUCUCGUUUGUAUUUUCUUAGUGUCUAUUUACAAAAGUGUAAAAACUACCCCAAAUGUUUAAGUAUUAAAUCACUCUAGUAUUUUAGAAAUAUCAAUUUACUUGAAGAGAAAUAGAAUGUAGCAAACUCUGUAAAGCAUGUGUACUCAGUGUUAUGUAGUUUGAUACUUGUAAAGUCUUUCUGUCAUGUAGUUUUUAGGGUAUAGCUAUGAAAAUCAUCAGAACUCCUCACUGAAGCUAGUAUGUUUGGAGAAACUGUAUACUUGAAACAAUCCAAGUGUAUGCCCCCACCCCUAGCUCAGAAGUAGAAAGCAUUUAAGUUUGCUUGUAUUAGCUGUGCCUUCAUUAUUUUGCUGUGUAAAUGUGACCAAUAUAAAAUGGUGCAUAAUUCAAUGUUACUGCUUAAGUAGCAUACAGGAAGGAUUUUUAAGAGGAACACAUUUAAUGUAACAUAAGACUUUUAGCUUCUUUGUGGAUUUUUUUUUUUUUUUUUUUUUUUGUGGAACCAGGGAUUGAACUCAUCUUUGUGGAUUUUGAAUUAUGUUUGAGCCAGUAUUCUAUAAAAACAAAGCAUAAAGUUGUUUACUA
Messenger RNA from Octodon degus (degu), 1499 nucleotides. It is a transcript of the gene Nap1l5, whose product is annotated as nucleosome assembly protein 1 like 5. The transcript has 2 exons. Gene Ontology annotation, biological process: nucleosome assembly. Gene Ontology annotation, molecular function: chromatin binding; histone binding. Gene Ontology annotation, cellular component: nucleus; chromatin. The coding region runs from base 1 to 444 and encodes 147 amino acids. NCBI's taxonomy places the organism in Eukaryota, Metazoa, Chordata, Mammalia, Rodentia, Octodontidae. The record is from RefSeq and is a predicted model, not a curated record.